AGUUCGUUUACCCAGCUUCUGGGACCUACGACAUUUUGGAAAAUGCUAUCAUCCUCACUGCGCCGGGCAGUCUGGGCCCCCAUUGUCCCCAUCUCAGGCAUUACACGCGCCUCGAGCCAAACUCUCACCACCUCCUCGAACAACCUCACCGGUUCCGCGCAGCCUGUGCGUCAACGGCGCUACUCCUCGUCCUCGUCCUCCAAGCCUAGCGAUGGCUCGAGGAAGUUGGACGCCUCGUCCCAGACCCCUGCGAAGGAGGUGAACUCGGGCAAGUCUACCCGUCGACGAGGCAAGGACAGCAACGGUCGCGCCGGCUCCAAGCAGCAACAGCAGCAGCAGACGGCGUUUUCCCGGCUUCCCAGCGUCCCAUCGACCCAGCACCUCCUGCCACAUGAUGUCCAGGUUGCCUCGUUUUUCUCCAUCCACCGUCCCAUCUCCGUCUCCACCAGCGUGCCUCCGACGUCCACCUCCGAAGCCUUUGACUCCAUUUUCACCGCGCGCAAGCCCGGCGUGGACGAUGUGAUCUCCACGCUCUCGUCCGCGGUACAAACGUUGGAAGGCGGAGAUCAGGAUCCCAACCACUACCACAACGUAUUGCAGGAGAUGACCAACCGCCACUACCAGAGCGUGAUGCAGCAGCAGCAGCAUGGCCAACCGAUCAUGGACAUGUCCCUUUCGAUUGAGGAACUCACCAAGCGCCUGCGUCCCUUCCAUCCGCCCCCGCCCCCGGUCCCCAUGGAUGAGGUCUCCGCCGCCGCCACCGCCGCCGCCGAACAACAAACAGACGCCGGCAUGACGGAAAGCUACUCCACCGUGCUGACCAUCCACGAGUCCACCCUCCCCGACGGCAGCAAGACCUACCAGGCGCACACCGGCCCCUUCAUGCCCACCCAGGACAUGGGCGUUCCCGGCGCCGCCGACGCCGUCGAGGCUUACAUCGACGUCGACCCCUCCGGCAACGCCGGAUUGAGCUACAUCGAGCAGAAUACCAAUGGGCCCAUGCACGCCCUCAGCACAAAGAGACGCCGUCGGUUGAAGAUGAAGAAGCACAAGUUCAAGAAGCUGUUGCGGAAGACGAGAACCCUGCGGCGCAAGUUGGAGAAAUCGUGAGGAUAAGGAGGGCCCCAAGACGUGGUCUCUCUCUCUCUCUGAUUUCACUCUCUCUUCUUUGCUCCCUUCUUUCCCUCUCACCUUGCUAAACCUCCGGCUUGUUUUCCUUUUUCUUUUCUCAUUUUUACUCUCUUAACCUCGAAGCAACUUCAUUGUCUGGUUUGUUCUCGAAUAUCUUUCCGUCUUCCAAACGCAUGCAUCUACUCUCCAUCGAUCUAUCCAUCCAUCAACCCAAACGCAACUUUCUCCCAAUAGACAAUACUAUGUUACAUACUUAUUCUCACCAUAUUGAGUUGCCCAUGCUUCCUCCGAUCUAGUAGGCGUCUAGUCGCCCCGCCAAUUCUGCAGCCAUAGUACACUACGCAAGCC
Molecule: messenger RNA, 1479 nt
Organism: Aspergillus homomorphus CBS 101889
Lineage: Eukaryota; Fungi; Ascomycota; Eurotiomycetes; Eurotiales; Aspergillaceae
Product: mitochondrial 37S ribosomal protein mS38
Exons: 2
Coding region: 43-1110 (355 amino acids)
Biological process (GO): mRNA processing
Cellular component (GO): mitochondrion
Source: RefSeq, a predicted model, not a curated record